Molecule: messenger RNA, 423 nt
Organism: Menidia menidia (Atlantic silverside)
Lineage: Eukaryota; Metazoa; Chordata; Actinopteri; Atheriniformes; Atherinopsidae
Source: the annotation of a GenBank genome assembly
AUGGACUUCGUGUACCCUCGCCCGGGCGCGGGCUACCGGGGCCCCCCCCUGGAGCCAGGCCCAGGGGCGGGGCACCAUGGCGAGCGCCUGGUGGCCGGGCCUUCACCCAUGGGGCCCGGCCGGGCCCAGCCCGAAGAGGUUACAUGGGUCCCCCUUCGCACGGGCCCACCACCCGUGGGAGGGGCCAUAGGGGUCGGGUGCAGUGUGCCCUGGGCGGCGGCCGGAAAGCUGGCUCUAGGGACGUGGAACGUCACCUCUCCGGCGGGGAAGGAGCCUGAGUUAGUGUGCGAGGCGGAGAGAUUCCGGCUGGACAUCGUCGGUCUCGCCUCGACACACAGCUCUGGCUCUGGAACCAGCCUUCUCGAGAGGGGUUGGACGCUCUGCUACUCUGGAGUUGCCCCCGUGGCUGUAGCAGACAGAUAA